Molecule: messenger RNA, 1555 nt
Organism: Rhopalosiphum maidis (corn leaf aphid)
Lineage: Eukaryota; Metazoa; Arthropoda; Insecta; Hemiptera; Aphididae
Product: monoacylglycerol lipase ABHD12-like
Exons: 10
Coding region: 262-1269 (335 amino acids)
Biological process (GO): monoacylglycerol catabolic process; phosphatidylserine catabolic process
Cellular component (GO): endoplasmic reticulum membrane
Molecular function (GO): phosphatidylcholine lysophospholipase A1 activity; monoacylglycerol lipase activity
Source: RefSeq, a predicted model, not a curated record
CAGUUUUCUAUGCUCACUCGAUAUCAGACCGUCGACCGCGUAUAGCGCGUGACAGAGCUGACGCGCGCCAGUGCGGUACAAAAACACUGUACUGCCGCGGCACGAAUUCGCUAUCAAUUUUACUCAUGUGUUGUGGACAAUAACUGAUAAAUAAACACAGUUAUUAUUGUAUCGAUACACAUCGAUCGAUGUUUUGAUAAAUUUCAUCGAAAUCAACUCAUCGCCCGUCGAACCAGCUAUAAGCCACACGAAGAACCAAAGAUGUUUAUUAACUGCAAUAAGAGAAAGGCGUGUUACACGACGGUGGGCUUUUUCGGUAUCGCAUUCGUCAUCAUUUUUUUACUUGUGCCUACUAUUUGGCGAUAUUCACCUUCAAUUCAAAAGAGUAUGAUAUUCCUGAAUCAUGACCAUAUGCCUGAUAUACAAAACUACAGUCAUCCGGAAGUUUAUGGCAUAGAUGGAACUAGAAAUUUUUACAUUGAUACAAAAGAUCAUAUAACGCUAGGAGUGUGGCACAUAUUACCGAGUAACUUAAUUGAAAAAUACGGAAAAAACGAAUCUAGUUACGAACAACUUUUGAGUCACGGUGAACCAAUUAUUAUAUACAUGCAUGGAAACUCUGGUGCCCGCGCGAACGAUAUACGGAUAGAAUUAUAUCGAAAACUCCGAGAUAUCAACUGCCAUGUGAUAGCUGUAGACUACAGAAGUUAUGCCGAUUCUACAGUCGUUGAACUCGACGAAACCGGCAUAGUAUCGGACGUAAUGGAAACAUUUAAAUGGGUUUACAAACGCGCAAAAGGAGCGCCGAUCUUUGGCUGGGGACACUCGCUUGGAACCGGAAUUGGAGCUCACGCAUUUUCGUUAUUGGAAAAAGAAAACAUCUAUCCUAGUGGACUUAUUUUAGAAGCUCCGUUCAAUAAAAUUAGUGAAGCAAUUAGAGAAUAUUCAACUACUAAGGUUCUUCGCUAUUGUCCUUGGUUUGAUUUUUUUAUCAUUGACCCAGUCAUUGAAAACGGGAUUGUCUUCGAUACAGAACAAAACUUGAAAAAUGCUAAAGUUCCAGUACUUAUAUUACAUGCACAAGACGAUAUUAUAAUACCAUACCAGCUUAGUGAAAACCUGUAUAAUUACAUCACAACAACUCGGAAUAGCGAACUGACUGAACUAGUAUUAUAUGACGCCAAGUACGAGUUUGGCCACCAAUUCAUUUGUCGGGAUCAGGAAAUCGAAAAGAAGAUUGAGAAAUUUAUACAGAAUUGUCUAAAAUGACGUCUUGAUUGGUGGAAAUAUAUAAGCUUGUCAAAAUUGUCAUCACCUGUCACGUAUACGUAGUUAUUACAAUAUAAUAUUGCAUAUUAUACGUUAUGAUACAAAAUUCUCAAACCUGAAACGGAUUAUUGAGAUUAUGAGAUUAUUUUUCAUCUUUUAUUUUUAAAAUGUUUCGUUGUAAAACAUUUAUUGUAAAAUAUUUUAACAACGUGCUUUUUAAAAACUUAACUAUUACUAUAAUCCCAUACCAAUUAUUGUAUAUUAUACUCAUUAUAGUCAAUAGUCG